UGCUUAGCACAAUAGUUCAGUGUUGCAAAGCGCUUGUAUUAGUGGGAAAGAAGAAGAGUCAGCGACGCGUGCAAAACACGCCGGAUUUGUAUUAUUUUAUUAGUAACAACACAGAAAACCCAUAAUGGAUGAUGCAGACUACGAUAAUGAUGACGUUGGCGGUGACGACUUCGAUGAUGUUGACGAGGACGUGGAUGAGGACAUUAACCAGGAAGAGGAGGCGGAUAACAUCGAGAUCAUAGCCCCUGGAGGAGCGGGUGGCGGAGGUGUUCCCAAGUCCAAGCGAAUUACCACGAAGUACAUGACGAAAUAUGAGCGCGCCAGAGUUCUUGGCACACGAGCUCUUCAGAUCGCUAUGUGCGCUCCCAUUAUGGUGGAACUGGACGGGGAGACGGAUCCUCUGCAGAUAGCCAUGAAGGAACUCAAGCAGAAGAAGAUCCCCAUUAUCAUCCGCCGAUACCUGCCGGAUCACUCCUACGAGGACUGGAGCAUCGACGAACUGAUCAUGGUGGACAAUUAGCUAAUAGACAAUUAACUACACAUAAUGAAAUAUACAGACUAAGAUUAAGAA
Messenger RNA from Drosophila eugracilis, 571 nucleotides. It is a transcript of the gene RpII18, whose product is annotated as DNA-directed RNA polymerases I, II, and III subunit RPABC2. Gene Ontology annotation, cellular component: RNA polymerase I complex; RNA polymerase III complex; RNA polymerase II, core complex. Bases 125 to 520 code for a protein of 131 amino acids. The transcript has 2 exons. Gene Ontology annotation, biological process: DNA-templated transcription. The record is from RefSeq and is a predicted model, not a curated record. Gene Ontology annotation, molecular function: DNA binding; DNA-directed RNA polymerase activity. NCBI's taxonomy places the organism in Eukaryota, Metazoa, Arthropoda, Insecta, Diptera, Drosophilidae.